This is a messenger RNA of Erythranthe guttata (spotted monkey flower), 1277 nucleotides long. Its product is annotated as poor homologous synapsis 1. The record is from RefSeq and is a predicted model, not a curated record. Lineage: Eukaryota; Viridiplantae; Streptophyta; Magnoliopsida; Lamiales; Phrymaceae.
ACGCGACUCUUCGUCUUUUCAAGUUUCAACAGCAAGAUGCUAAACGCGACUCUCGUACUAUAAAAACCGCCUCUUCAAUUUUCACUUUCCUUCUACAAAAAAUACCCAGACGAAAAGAAAAAUCGAUUUUCAUAAAUUCGAAAAUGGCGGGAUCGGAGCUAGCAAUUUCCACGAACAAAUCGGAGUCAGAAAACCCCGCCCAGAAUCCUCAGAUAUCUGCAACAAUCGAUCAAUGGGAAGUUCAAUACGGGCGCUUCGUCAAUUUCAGCUCCUCCACUGUUAGGCUCACUCAUCCUUCUCUGGCGAUCCCCAAAAUACGGCUCGGCCGUGGCAUCUGGAUAUCCGCCGCCGCCGCCUCCCUCAAACUCAACUAUCAACAAUCCUUCAAUGGAUUGUACGAUGCAUCCAUCGUCAUCUCUCUCCGAUCUCGAGUCCUUGAGGAGCAUUACAUCUCCAGGGUGUGUUUCUCAUGGCCGCAAGUAUCAUGCGUGUCUGGAUUUCCUGCAAAGGGGAGCAAAGUUGUUUUGGUGAGCUAUAAAGAUGGUGUUGGCCAGAAACAGAAAUUUGCCUUGCGGUUUUCUGAUAUCUAUGAAGCAGAAAAGUUCAUGAAUCUUGUGAAGGAAAUCUUGGAAAACGGAAAUCGUCCGCUUCUUGAAUGCCCUGAAUAUAACUGUGUAUUGUCAUCUGAAGCAGAAGUCAUAUCUUCUGAUGGACCUACUUACAGAAUUGAGGGGGAUUUGCAGUCCACAACAUCAGUAGACCAUAGCACCCAACCGAUAAUUCCAAGCCCUGAACCUUAUCUAAUUCAGUAUUCAUCAUCACACGAAAUGAUAGAAGAUUACGAAGAUUCAGAGGCUAUGUCAGCAUUCCCUCCCAGUUUCACACAGUUGCUGAAGAACUGUCACCCUGAAGUUUCUCAAGGUUUUUUUUUCCGCCUUAUCUAUCAUAUUUUAUCAAAACGGUUUAUUUUAACCUUAGAUCUGCUUGCAGUAAAGCCAAAAGAACCUGCAGAAGAUCUUACAUCCCAAUUUAUGCGAUAUCUCGAGGAAACUUCUUUCACAGAGUUAUUGGCUAACGUAGAGAACAUCGUCAGUGAAUUGGGAGAUGUAGAGAUGCUGUAAAUUCCUAAACGGAAGCCCCCCAAAGCUAACCCGACUGUAACAAGUUUGUAAAUGCACUGUCCUUCAUAGCUUCCACAAACAAUCUCUCCCUCUUUUAUUGUUUUACUGGUCAAAUCCACUGGAAAUGGUAAUUUUUUUAUAAAUCAAGAAUUGCCU